CCGCACAAUCGCCAUCGCUAUUUAUUUUAUUGAAUAAUCUGUACCGAAAAUGGGAACGAAACCACGAGUGUUCGUUGAGAUCCUCGCGCGUGUCGGUUGCGAAACGCACCGGGAAGAACCCUCGGCGGAACGCGACGAAAAAGAACCGCGAGAAAUCCGCGGCGACGUUCUCGGUUUUUGUCGUUGCUAAGGGGAAGUCGGAGGGCGGUAAUUAACGCGUAAUUGUUCGACCGAAGCGUGUCGAACGCGCUCGGAUAGCCCAAUUAAGCCGAGUUUUCGGCUCGUAAAAUGUAAAUUCGCCGAUUAUGGCGGAUAGAUGCGACGGAGGGUGGGGUAAAGGGAGAGCUCCUCCGGCGAGAUCUCGCGGCGCGAGGGCGAGGGGUUCGAGAGACGUUAUCGUCACGUUAUCAUCACGUGUCAGUGUUAGCUAAUAACAAGCCAAGAGGAUAGCGAAGGAAAUUGGCACGCGUCGCGCACGCGGCCCCGGUCUCUUGCUCCGGAGAGGAAGGCCGCGGAAAAGAAGGAUUCGAUGAUGGAGGGAAAAUCGACGGGACGGAGACGAAGGCCUUGCCGGCGGUCCGAUUUCCCGAACAAUAGAGCUGGAAGAGGGACGGCCGUGACGGGCCGAGGUAAAAAUCGAGGACGCGUGGCCGCCGGAAAAAAUAAUGGCCGCGUCAUCAGCUAAAAUUAAGUCGAUCGGCUCGUUAGAGCGCUCGACUGAGAUAAAACGGUCAUUUUUCGCGAGCAGUUUUCGCGACCGAAGACACACACCGUUACGCAACCGCGAUCAUAAACGUUCCCCAUUCCCCCCUCGGUUAAAUGACGCACAACGUGUCCCCCAACUGUCUACCACUCGCAUCUCCUUAUCGCCUCGAUAUCGUGACGAAUUCGCGUGAUUAGAAAAGGGCACGGUCCUCGCGCAGUCGCGAUUACAUUCGAAAGGGUUCGAAGAUUUGAAUGAUUCGAAUGACCUUGUCGAAGCGAAGACUUCUCUCCGAUUUUAACGGGACAUUUUUCAAUACGUCCAGUGCUUGAGCUGUUUUCGCUCGACUCUUCACUCGGAUCAUACAAAUUGAUAUAUUAUAUGUAAUUACUGAUUAUUGUAUAUGCAACAAUGAAACGAACUUAUUAUGGCUCGUUCUUUUGGCGUAAAUUAAUUCUUCGUUGAUUUGGUCUAAUUUUUUUCUGUUUCUUCUACGUCAACAGGAAGCGAUUAAAAAAGGUCCCGUUGAAAUAAGACAACAAAGAGAUAAAAUAGAGAAAUAUAGUCGUUUCCUGCAUGGAAAGAUGUACUGAAUAAAACAUAAAAAGAACGUGUGAGAGAGAGAGAGAGAGAGAGAGAGAGAGAGAGAGAGAGAGAGGAACUUUUGAGAAUAUUCCCUUUGAAAGGGAAUGAAAAAUAUUCCCUUUUUAACACUAUGUUAAAAAGAACCAUUCAGUAUUUACGUACUGUACGGAAUACACAAUAUACUGAGUAGAAAAAACCUUAGUCAACAGUUUCUCAGAUGUAAACAUCUUUCUUUAUGAAAUAUUAAACAGUUUUUUUUUUGACGCCGUGUAUAGUAAAUUCGUACUAAAAUACCGAGAGAGGUAAAUUAAUAAUCCUAAAAGAAACUGUUAACUUCUAUUAAAUAACUGACGUUAUCAACGGAUACUCAAUUGUUAUUGCCAUUGAUAAAUUCAUUAAAAUAAAUGCCCGGCUGUGAAUAGUCUCAUUGUUAAAACUUUUAAAUUAUUGCCAAUGGCUAAUUCGUUGACGAAAUUUUACAGACUAAAAAUAGUGUAUGCAACCUUGCUAUUAAUGUAAAUGAAUGAAUUCUUACUACUUUGAGCUUCACAAUAAUAAUAUUAUUUAUUCAUAAUAAUUAAUAAUUAAUUAAUAAUUCAAUUUUAAACGUAACCAAAAAGUUUACCUAAACAAUACAAAUCUUCCCGGAAAAGGUGAAGUUGACGUACAACGCAAAACAACGCGAAAUCAUUAAACGAGAGUGCUUUGAUCGAGCGUUGUACAAAUAAGUAAUACAUAGAUAGUCAAAAGAAAAUUUAAAUCGCACAAACACUUUUCAACUUGUUCAAUUAACAUUUUUAAUUCGCAAAACCUCGAGGAUGGCAACAAUUUCAGAUGUCGCCAGCCAACUUCGGGAAGGUUCGUCGAACUUCGUGACAAUUCGGCCGGCGAGUCAUGUGGUCAAAAUUAAGCGCGAAACCGGUGAACUUUUUUCACGAAAUAUUAAUGAUGAUGAAACUAUAAGCUGACGAAUAUUUUCAGUUACUGGGGGAUUAACCGGGGAUUUCAAUCUAACAUUGCUUCGGAUAUCAUUGCUUUUUCCAUUACUGUAAAAUUAGAUAAUCCUAAUGGCAUCGGAUACUUAAUCCGAUGUUUCUAGAAUAUCGAUCAUUCAAAGAAAAUAUCUGAUCCUCGCCAUAAAAUAUUCAUAGAAUUGUUUUCGCGAUCGAUAAUCACCGCCAGAUUAAUUGUCACUCAAGGAUCGUGUAACCAACGAACAGCCAACGUUACACAUACGUCGAAUGUUUUCUACACACUCUUGAAUAGAGUUUGCACAGUAUCGUGGAUAGGUAUGAUCAAGAGAAAUGAUGCAACGUAGAACGAUGAUCAUAAAAUAAGAGACCGAGAAUGAUUCUGAAUUUGUAUUUUAUUGCGAGUAUGCCAACUAGAUAUAUGUUUAUAGAAGCAAUGCCGACAUGGACACCCACCUUGGAAAACAAGACUCCUCGAUUACUUUGCGUAGACGCCGUUUGCGAAUGUACCGCAAUCUGAUAAUUAUUGUUGACAGAAAUUGGAAGGAGUUUGAUGAUACUAUUCGCGCAUUCACAUGUAUACCGGCGAUUUUCCGAUAUUGUUGGCUAGUGUUUCUACGAGAUGUUCUUUCGAGAAGGUACCACUGGUAACUAGUUCUCUUUCGCGAAGUUUCGGACAGCUGAAAUUGCUGGCUAAAUCGAUUGUUGGUCUAUAAUGCUGACCGGCAACUAAACAAGAAACCUAGGAAAAAUCCCUAGGACACACCUGGAAACACGCUGCCGAAGAAAUUUUAACGUCAAAAUGACUAUUGCUAUAUGCUCAAUUUGCAAGGAUAAUCUUAUAGAUUCCGAUAAUAUUUAUCACACUGAAUGCGGUCAUGUGUUCCAUUAUCAUUGUUUAGGACAAUGGCUUGAACGAUCAAAGAGUUGUCCGCAAUGUAGAGAUAAAGUUACCCGCAGCAAGAUACAUAGAUUGCACUUGACACUUUCUAAUAGUCAGGGUGCAGAAGAGGACUCCUGCUGCUUGAAAGAAAAAAUACAAAAUUUAGAGUUUAAAAUUCGGUUGAAAGAGAAAGAUAUACAAUAUUAUACUUCUAAAAACAUUGCUUUGGAUAAACAGAAUGAUGGGUUGAAAAGAGAAGUUCGAAAAGUAGAAAGUGAGCUCAGGAAACAAAGUUCAACCCUGUAUCAAUUAGAAAUGCAACAUGAAAGCUGUAGCAUUGUGAAGAAAGAACUUAUACAAAUGAAGUGUAAAGUGGAUGAACUGAAGCCAUUAGAAAUAUUACUUAAAGCUCCUGUUGGUGAUGUUAUGCGAAUGGUUGGAAAUACUAAAGACCCUGACAUUCUUAUCAGAUACAUUUCUGUUCUAAAGAAAGAAUUUGCUGAGAGCAUUAAUAAGCGCAAAAAGUUGUGCAUGACACUUAAGAAAUGUCAAGAGGAUGUUGCAAAGGCUAAUCCAAAAUAUGAAUCUUUACAGGGAGAACGAUCAAAACGAAUGGAAUUAGAAGAAAAAUUGGCUUUUUCGGAAAGCAGAAAUAUGGCUUUGCAAAAACGAGUUGAAGAAUUAGAAAAAGUAUUAGGUAUUAACGAAACCGAUAACAUACCGGGCAUUCAAGGAAUUAAUAUUGAAGGCAAUAAUGAUAAUAAGAAUGAUAAUGAUGAAAUAAUUACAAAACCGGUUGAGGUAAUGAUUAAAGAUAGAAAGAAAGAUCCAGACACGUCCCGUCAAAGGGACAUUCUAUUUAAUAAACGGAAAGAAAGAGAACCGAGUGAAUUCACUAUACCAAAAAAGAAAAAAGAAGAUGCUAAUAUAAGAAAACAUUCAAGCGCUGGCAAUCAUAUUUUUAUGGAUUUAACAUAACUCAAAACUAUUACACUUCCAUAUUUUUAAAUAGAUUUGAUAGAUAUUCAUUCUUUUAGAAAUUGGUGUGAUAUUUUUAUGUGAUAAAACUUUGUAACAUUACAGUAUUAAAGUAUGCGCCAUUUUUCGUUUUGCUAAUAAAUAAAAUACUCUACUUUCGUACAUUGUAA
Messenger RNA from Megalopta genalis, 4290 nucleotides. Lineage: Eukaryota; Metazoa; Arthropoda; Insecta; Hymenoptera; Halictidae. The record is from RefSeq and is a predicted model, not a curated record.